Acanthopagrus latus (yellowfin seabream) is the source of this 3543-nucleotide messenger RNA. RefSeq names its product toll-like receptor 3 (gene tlr3). Gene Ontology annotation, biological process: toll-like receptor signaling pathway; inflammatory response; immune response. Gene Ontology annotation, cellular component: membrane. Lineage: Eukaryota; Metazoa; Chordata; Actinopteri; Spariformes; Sparidae. The record is from RefSeq and is a predicted model, not a curated record. Gene Ontology annotation, molecular function: transmembrane signaling receptor activity; protein binding. The transcript has 7 exons. The coding region runs from base 404 to 3196 and encodes 930 amino acids.
UUGAAUGAGGACGUGUCGAGUUAUGUAAAGUCAGAAAAUCAACGAAGAGUUCAAAUAAUUAUGUGACCUGCCUUGAAGCUUUUUAAGUGCAACACAAGACAGCGUUGAUGUGAGUCUGUAGACCUCAGCUCACGAGACUUCCUCCCUCGGAUUGUUCUACUUCUGCAUUUUGACUACUGUAGGGGUUUUUUUUUUUUUUUUUAGGGAACCACAAAACACAGGUGCAGAAGUGAAACCGGAGCUUCGUGUUUCUCAUUUCCUUUAUUUCCCCGCGUUGUCUCGACAGCCCCUCUGUCAUAAGCUCCCACUGAGACUCCUGUCUGCGUCCCUGAAGAGACAAGAGACUGAGGUGCUGGGAGUGAACGCCCUCUGUUUGAAGUCUAGAUGCAACAAAUAGCCUCAUAUGCAAAGAAAAUAUCUGGUUUUCAAAAUGACGCAUGCCCCUCGUUACACUCUCCUCCCGACACUGAUCAUGGUAUGUCACGUCAUGAUGGGACCGUCCAGCUGCGUGGCCGCCCCGAAGAAGACCUCCUGCGCUGUUGAAGGCGGCAGAGCUGACUGCAGCCACCUCAGCCUCAGUGAGGUCCCUCCAAACCUUCCUGGUAACCUCACCAGCCUGGACAUGUCUCACAACAGACUAAGGGGGAUUCCCCCCGUGUCACUAACCCCGUACCCGGGCCUCCUCCACCUCGAUGUCAGCUACAACAGUAUCACCAGGCUGGACGGAGGGUUGUGCCAGACACUUCCUCUGCUGCAGACGCUGAAUGUGAAACACAAUCAAGUGCUUUAUCUAAAGAAGGAGGAUUUGAGCCACUGCACCAGUCUAACACAGUUGAAUUUGGCGAGUAAUAGGCUGAGACUGGAAGGAGAGCCCUUCACUGCACUACAGAGCCUGACGUUUCUCGAUGUCUCCUUGAAUAAGCUGAAGUCAGCCAAGCUCGGCUCUCAGCCGCAGCUGCCCAGCCUGGUGAACCUCAGCCUGGCGCUGAACGACUUCACCACUCUGAAGAAAGACGACUUUUCCUUCCUUAACCAAUCCUCCUUUCUACAAGUCCUCAACCUGUCGUCUGUGUCUUUAAAAACGUUGGAGCCUGGCUGCUUUAAACCCAUUUCAAGACUACGCACUUUAAUCAUGGAUGGGAGCAAGACGGGCACUCUGAUUAUAGCCAAACUCUGCGCGCAGCUGUCGGGGACGGCCAUCGAUGUUCUGUCUCUUCGGAACAUGAGGCUGGUCACACUCACCAACACCACCUUCACGGGGCUACAGAAAACAAAUCUGACCUUUUUGGAUCUGUCUAAUAAUGGCAUGGGGAAGAUUGAAAAGGCCUCAUUUAAGUGGCUAUCUGAGCUUCAGUCGCUUGUUUUGGCAGAGAACAACAUCAAGCAUCUUACCAAGGACAUAUUUCAAGGCCUCACAAGUCUAAAAAGACUCAAUUUGACAAAAGCUCUGGUAAAAAGUCACACAUCCGCUGUCCCGAUUAUCGAUGACUACUCCUUCCAACCAUUAACCGCCCUUGAGUCUUUGAUAUUACAGAAAACUGCGGUUCGUGAAAUCACUGAGAACGCGUUUACAGGCUUGACCAGUCUUAAAGAACUGGAUUUGAGCUGGACUACUUACACUGCUCUCAAAAACAUCACCAACAAGACCUUCAUCUCACUUGCCGGAUCCCCUCUCAGAAAGCUGAAUCUGAUAGGAGCGGAUGUAACACAGAUUAAUCCCGGAUGCUUCUCCGUUUUCGGAAACCUCACCACUCUUCUUCUAGAUCACAACUACAUCAAGCAAACACUCACUGGCAAGGAGUUCGAAGGCCUCGGCCGAGUUCAAGAGAUCUACAUGUCCAACAACUUUCAGAGGGUCAAUCUGAGCUCCACCUCGUUUGUUAACGUGCCCAAUCUCAGGGUCCUGACUUUGGGAAAAAGUCUUACAGCCACGGCCUUGGAUCGGGAUCCCUCUCCGUUCAGUCCCCUGUCCAACCUCGCCUUCCUGGAUCUCAGCAACAACAACAUCGCGAACAUCAGAGGGAAUAUGUUGGAGGGGCUUGUGAACCUGAGGGUGCUGAAGCUCCAACACAAUAACUUAGCCCGCGUAUGGAAGAGUGCCAACCUAGGUGGGCCGGUGUUGUUUCUCAAAGGGGCCCAGAAGUUGACGUCCUUACUGAUGGAUAGUAACGGCCUGGAUGAGAUCCCAGUGGAGGCUCUGAGAGGGCUGACCGAGCUCCGUGAGCUGAGCCUGGGCAACAACCUCCUCAACAGUCUGAAGGACGCGGUUUUCGAUGAUCUGAACUCACUGCGGGCUCUCUAUUUACAGAAGAAUCUGAUCACAACUGUGAGGCCCGAAGUCUUCCGAACUCCCAUGAGCAACCUCAGCCUGCUCAUCAUGGGCAAAAAUCCAUUUGACUGCACGUGUGAGAGCAUCCUGUGGUUCAUGACGUGGUUGAAUACCACAAAUACGACCAGCGUGCCAGGCCUCAGGGAGCAGUAUAUGUGCAACACUCCGCUGACUUACUUCAACCGCUCCGUCAUGGAUUUUGACGCCCUCUCUUGCAAAGACAUGACCCCGUUUCAGGCUCUUUACAUACUGAGCAGCAUAGCCGUCCUCAUGCUGAUGGUAGUGGCGCUUCUGGUGCGGUUCCACGGCUGGAGAUUUGAGUUCUACUGGAACAUACUGAUCAAUCGCACGCUAGGAUUCAGUGACGCCUCGGUUGAAGAGGGCAGGGAGUUUCAGUUCGAUGCCUACGUCAUACAUGCGGAGCAAGACAGCAGCUGGGUGGAUCGCAGGCUCGUCCCCUUAGAGGAUGACAAAUGCAAGUUUUGUUUGGAGGACCGGGACGCGGUGGCUGGCAUGUCAGUGCUCCAAUCCAUUGUGGAUAAUAUAAGGAGGUCUCGAAAGAUCUUGUUUGUCGUCACCGAAGCUCUUCUGAGAGAUCCCUGGAGUGGCCGGUAUUUGAGGGGAAGCCAUGUGAGAUUCACGGCCCAUCAAGCUCUUCACCAGGUCAUUGAAGCCAGCAGAGACUCCGUGGUUCUGGUCUUCCUGCAGGACGUUCACGACUACAGGUUAUCUCGGUCGCUCUUCCUCCGCAGGGGCAUGUUGCGUCCAUGCUGCGUCCUGGACUGGCCUGUCCACAAGGAGAGGGUUCCGGCCUUUCACCAGAAGCUCCUCAUCGCGCUUGGAAUGACCAAUCGAUUUCAGGAGUGACUGGACUCCCGUCGGUAGUAAAAAGUGGAUUCCCUUUGUAAUGAGAUUUACCCCAUUUUUUUUUCUUUUCCACUAUGCUUGUUUUGUCCUAUGUGUGAAUGUUGUGCUCAUGUUUGCACCGUGUGCUGUACAGGCAUACUGUUUUAAAUUUAAUUGCAGCUUUGCAUCGACAAAUUGUGUGUUUUGGUCGUAUUCAUUCGCCUGUUCAAGUACUGUAACAGCUCUGAGGUGCAACAUCACUAAAUUCUCUGUUUUUACUUUAACCUCAGUAGAGGAGUUACAUUUUGAUAAGCCAUCAAUUACUGUAAAUGUUAUGUAAAGAAUAAAAUAUGUAUAUAUAUAUUGUA